Molecule: messenger RNA, 1057 nt
Organism: Benincasa hispida (wax gourd)
Lineage: Eukaryota; Viridiplantae; Streptophyta; Magnoliopsida; Cucurbitales; Cucurbitaceae
Source: RefSeq, a predicted model, not a curated record
UUUUCAUCUUCUUUCGCCCCCUUUUUUUCAUUUCUUUUUAUUUUUCUGCGUUUAUUUCUGGAAAUUGCCCUAAAAUCCUCUGCAACCAUUCUCUCUUUAGUUGUACAACUGCUGCAGCAAGUUACAGUCAUAUUAAUGGAUGAUACCUCCACGAGGAUAAAGUUUAUUCCAGAUCACUUUCAAGUUUCAGCUUCCGAUUCGGACUGUUCUGAAAAUAGGACCCCAUCCCCAUCUAUAGAACAACCAAGAGUACACGAUUCAUCGAGGUCACAUGACCAUUCUUGGACUCGGCGAAAACUAAGAAGUGCUGCAUUCAUGUUGAACUUGCUUAGCCUUCGGCGACUGUCGUGGGGUUCAAGCAGUGAUGGUCAAGAAAAGGUUGUGCUGACUGCCGUGGAAGUAGCGACAUUGCGGUCUGAGAUUGCUGAUCUUGAAGAGCGGGAAGCUCACCUAAAAGCUCAGUUGGAACACAUUGAUGAACUUUUGCGGUCUGCUCGUUUAUCGGGCUAUUUGUACAUUCGAACUAGGUGGGAAGCCCUACCAGGAGAACCUCCACCUAUUGAUGAUACCGACGUCGAUGAUUGGCUUCCCCGUUUUGUUGUCCUACAUGGAAAAUGUAUAUAUUUCUACUUAUCAUCUACAGAUAUUAGCCCUCAGGAUUCCACCCUUCUAGCGGACAUUGUUGAAGUGGGUUCUCUGCCGAGCAUUACACGCGAAGAUGAAGAUGAAAGAUAUGCAUUCUACAUUUCAACUCGUCAGGGGCUGCGUUAUGAAUGCUCUAGUAUUUCUAAGAUUCAGGUGGACUCUUGGUUAUUGGCUUUGCAGAGUGAUUGCAAGAUCGGAUGUGGAAAUGAAGAAACUUCUAGUUCAAAUAAUAGAAGUAUUAAUGUGUAGUAGUUGAGGAGUCACCCAUUUUUAGCAGAAAGUUGUACAGAAAACUCUCUUUUUCUUCUUUUUUUUUCCUCCCCAUUUCUUUUUGUACAUAAUAUUGUUUCAAAUGAAUUUGGAAUUUAUCCUAAAUUUAAACGAUUAUAAGAUUUGGAGGAUUUAGUAUACA